Molecule: messenger RNA, 1253 nt
Organism: Ectocarpus sp. CCAP 1310/34
Lineage: Eukaryota; Phaeophyceae; Ectocarpales; Ectocarpaceae
Source: the annotation of a GenBank genome assembly
CUGCCGAAAGGAGGAAAGCAGCUGCUCAUGGAGAUGGGGCUGUGGGAAGGCGAGCCAACCCUACGCGUUCACGAGUGCAGCGCGUGCAGGGCGGAAAAGGCGGCAACAAGGCAAGCCAUUACCGCCUUCAACCGCGGUGGAGAGGGGCGGCAGCAGGUGGUGGACAACACGGGGCAGGGAGAAGAGGACGGCGGAGAGGACGGGCACUCGGGUGGGAGCGGGGCAGCUGGUGAAGCAGGCAAGAGGCGUCGCUGCUGCGUCGUGCGCGUUCUGUCUGAGCUCAAGGCGUUCAGGGAGGAGCUCAACAUGGUUGAGAAGCUCUUCAAGGCACACGGGCACCUGUGCAUCUUCUUGCCGAAGUACCACCCAGAGCUCAACGCAAUCGAGCGAUACUGGGGGUACAUCAAGCACCUCCUCCGCCUCCACUGCGAGUAUUCCCUUCGCCACAUGCUCCAGGUCUUGCCCGGCGCGUUGAGCGGCGUACCCGCACGGUUUAUCCGCGCAUGGAGCAGGGUGACGUGGCUGUACAUCGAAGCCUACGACGAGGGCCUGGAGGACUACCUCGAGUACCGCGAUCUCAAGGAGUGGGGGACGCACCGAGAAGCCACCGCCAGAGGAGAUGCCGUGAUUCAGGCGAGGGGGGCGGGGAAGACGCUGGAGCAGAAGAAGGCAGCCGAGGCGAAGGCGCUUGCGGCUGCGCAGGAAGUGCGCAAGAAGUCGAUGGCAGCGACCAGGGAAGCCUUCAACAGGUGGACGAGCAAGACAGCCUCCCGGAAGGAGCAGCUACGGCGGUGGAUUUUGCGCAACACGAUGAUUUUUUUUUAGGAAAUGGUUGGGCGGGCACGCUCAGGCGUUAGUGGGGAGGGCACGUAUCUAUAUGUCGCGGUGCGUUGUAGUGUUGGUUUCUCGCGUUUAGGCGCGGAGAGGCGUUCGUCAUGGUCACCAACUCAACGCUAUAGCUGUCUCUCUUGGUAUCGGACUUUCCGCAGACACAUUCUGACAGCACUUCAGACAGCAGCUCUGUGCCCCGCCAGCUGCUUAUUCCAUGCCUACCAUGGUGUUUUCGUACAAACAGCACUUCAGACAGCAGUAUGCUGUAGUCGGCAAUCUUCCGUUUUGGUAUAGAGUGGGACAGGGAGGAGGUGAUGCUACUGUAGUCGAACGGUGGGACGGACGUGCAGUUCAGUUUUUGGGCACGCAUACGGUGCUGCAGGGAUUUUAAGGUGUACCUCUUCGUGCUCUUGGAUCCCUUU